Klebsormidium nitens is the source of this 2526-nucleotide messenger RNA. Lineage: Eukaryota; Viridiplantae; Streptophyta; Klebsormidiophyceae; Klebsormidiales; Klebsormidiaceae. The record is from the annotation of a GenBank genome assembly.
AUGCUUUGAAACAUGUACCGUAUUAUGCAUCUUCUCUCUCUCUGCCCAGCCGCCACUGCCAGCAACCUUGAAUGCAAGCUCAUCAACCGUGAUGGGACGACUGGCCUGCUGGUGAUGCUCUCAACAAGGUGGCGAAGUAUUGGGGGAGGAGAAGAUCUAAGUAGUCCAACUGACUGCAUUAACAAUGAGGAAGCGCGACCUUGGCAUCCUCCUACUGGCUGCUUUUGCAAUUCUCGUCUGCCUUCAGAAUGAAGGCCAAUUCUCGUUUCAAGAGGAGUGGUCACAUGACAGCCAGCCCGCGGGCAUGCUUGCUCUCGAGGGUGACCCGCUCCCGCCGCCAGUGGUGGCAGACCUCAACGGCGAUGGGCGCAGCGAGGUGGUCAUUGUGACCCAUGAUUCAAAGCUUAUGGUAUUGGACCCCGGGCGCAGGAGCAAGGCCGGCCUCUUCAAGCAGACGGUCGUUCGAGCACAGACCUCCCUCCUUCCGUCCAGAGUCCGUGUAGCAACAGGGCGCACUCCAGUGGCUCUGGCCGCAGGCAGCCUAGACGGCCCCAGAAACAGUCCCCGGGAGGGCGCCAGAAAGCAGGUCAUAGUGGUGGUCACCGCGGGGUGGUCGAUCCUGUGCUUUGACCACAACCUCAAGCUGCUGUGGGAAAACAACGUCCAGGAGGAUUUCCCCCAUGGUGCGCACCACCGCGAGGUGGCCAUUCACAUUGGCAACCACACCCUGCGCUCGGGGGACCGGGGUUCCGUCAUUGUGGGGGGCAGCAUGGAGGUUGCCCCACAGCUGGCGGACCCCCUGGCGGCGGAGCUGUCAGCAGAGGAGGCGGCCGCCAAGCUGAGGAGAUCAGCUGACAAGAAAGCGAACUUGGAGGACGUCACUGGCGGUGCGGCUGGCACCAAGGAGCGCCACUUCUCGUACUACGCGUACUCGGGCGGCGACGGCGCGCUGCGGUGGAAGCACGACAGCAAGGACUUCCGGCGCGACGGCAGCGCGCUGAGCGAGCAAUUGCUGCCGCAGCACAACUACAAACUAGACGCGAGUGCGCUGGGGGCGCGCCACUUUGGGGAGGCCGAGUGCCGCGAGUUCCGGGAGGCGGUGCUGGACGUGAUGCCGCACCGAUGGGACCGGCGCAGUGACACGCACUUUGAGCUGGCCCACUUUGAGAAGCACCGGCGGCGAACCCCGCCGGGCGGCAAGGCAACCCCCGGCCCUCACUCGUCCCACAAAGGAGCUCACGGCAAGGAUCACAGCAACCCGGUAACGCGCGCGCUGGGGAAAGCCGCGGAGCUGGCCACCAAGCCGCGGGCAGCCAAGGCCAACAGCAGCCACGCGGGCGUGACCAACGCGCUGGUGGCCCAUUUGAAGGAGGGCAUCGAGGCGAUCCACCUGUACAGCGGGCGCACCAUCUGCAAGCUGCUGCUGCCGCCGCACCAGCUGCAUGCUGACGUCAAUGGUGACGGGGUCCUGGACCACGUGCAGGCGUCGGGCGGGCACGGCCAGGAGACCGUCGUGGUCCCCGGGAUGAACGAGCCCCUCAAGCCGUGCUGGGCUGUAGCAACCUCGGGCGUCCCCGUGCGCGAGCAGCUGUUCAACGGCACCAUCUGCCGGCCCGCGUCCAUGUUCAGUGAGACCAACUUCGCGAGUCGCCACUUUGGCCGGGCGCCGCACGACGACUUCGCCUCCCUCGAGGUGGCAACCCCUGUGCUCAUGCCGAUUCCCGACGGUCACCGCCACCGGCGCAACAGCCGCGGCGAGGCCAUCUUCCUCAACAGCCGAGGGGAGGUGACGGCGUACAACCCCGAGGCGCUGCACCACCGGCACGGCCAGCGGCGGUGGCAGGUCGCGUCCCCCGCCAGCUGGUCCAACCCGUUCACGCCAGCGGGCGUGCAGGCCGACCGCUCCGUCCCCACGCUCCUCGCCAUGCCCCUGCGGUCGGGGGGAUCCCCCGAGCUCAUCCUCGCGGCCGGGGACAAGGACGCGGUGCUCAUCUCCCCCACCGGGAGCCGGCUGGUGGAGUUUUCGCUGCCAGCGAAGCCAAUCGCGCCGCUGUUGGUGGCGGACUUCAAUAACGACGGGCUGAAUGAUUUGAUACUGACGAGCUUCGAGGGGUAUUACGGGUUUGCGCAGGUGCGGCAGCCCGGGGCGUUGAUGUUUAGCACGCUAGUGGGGUGCCUGAUCGUGGCGAUUGCAGUCGUGUUUCUGUUGCAACACUUUAACCAGCCUAAGGGAGGCCGGCCUGUUCCUUCGAAACGGGCCACGGACUAAGAGUUUUAUUAAGCCUAUCUGCUCUUGAGCGCGCAUACCAGCAAACAGCUGCACAUGUGGAUAUUUCCAGACGGACUCGGUGCGGAAUCGAACCGAGUAAAGUUCGACGCGGGUCAACAGGUGAUGACGCGUUUAAGUAGGGGCCUGGCAUGCCUGCAACGGCUCCAACCAGAUGUCAUUUGUUAUCCACCACCCAUGAGAUGUCGGACCUGGAUACAUGACAGCCUUUCGUGACAAAUCCAUCUAUUCAGUCGGAG